Messenger RNA from Culex quinquefasciatus (southern house mosquito), 3600 nucleotides. Its product is annotated as neutral ceramidase. The transcript has 5 exons. Lineage: Eukaryota; Metazoa; Arthropoda; Insecta; Diptera; Culicidae. Bases 1384 to 3501 code for a protein of 705 amino acids. Gene Ontology annotation, molecular function: N-acylsphingosine amidohydrolase activity. Gene Ontology annotation, biological process: ceramide catabolic process; sphingosine biosynthetic process; long-chain fatty acid biosynthetic process. The record is from RefSeq and is a predicted model, not a curated record. Gene Ontology annotation, cellular component: extracellular region.
CGUACAGCGAUGCAGGCGGGCUUCUCCGCGUCCAUCCACCGUCGCCUACUAUCUCUCAAACUGCAUCGAUGUGCGUUCCGAGGUGAGCAGCCCUAGCGGAUCAAAACAAAAACGUGCUGCCUGUUUACUUCUGAGAACAUACACACAACGCCCAGCUAACGGGAGGCAGUAAAUCAAGCACAUCUUACUUACGGAAAAAGGGACGGAGGAGACAAGUUCACAACAAACAACAGCUGGUGAAUGUUGGCUACGCAAAAGUGCGCAGUUGAUAAGGAGUGUAACAACAAGUGUCGUAGAAUGUCAAUGAGAUUGUAGGUUUGUGGUUAGAAAGGUUAAGAAAGUGUGUCAACUAAACAACGAAUAACGGGAAGUUUCUGCUGAAUGUACUGGAAGGUGGAGGUUCAGGAAGUAGCGAAACUGCGAGCUCGCAAAUCUGUCAAUGCCAAUGUCGUAGCCUACUGUCCAAGAAGAAGAAACUAUACAGUUCUGUGCGUAUCGGGUUCAACCUGUUGACCGCUCUUCACGGUGGUCUUCAAAAGAAGGCAUUUACGAAGUUCAGUCACGGUGGCGUCGUAGAACCACAACAAGGAGAGUGUCGGGCGCGUCUCUCGCUGCGCUAUUCCGUCUGUGAUUUGGCGAUAAACAUCGCGAUCGGGCACAAACAAAGAAGACGCACAUGGAGACUUGCGGGCUCUCGCGCUGCACGUUCGGACGGAAAAAGUCAGGAAGCCUCGGUCAGUACAGCUGAGCGGCUCAACCAGUCCGGACGUCGUGUCGUAGCGCGCGGUCAAGCUGCCAAAGAAGAAAGCAAAGGCUUGUGAGUCACUUUUUUUUGCCUUGUAGAAUAUACACGAGGAACGAGACAGGAGACAAAGCAGAGCAGAAGUGAAGUCGCGAAGCAAUUACGGUGCAAUUAUUCUCGCGGUAGUGAGAGGAAGGCUAGUAGUUACCCGAAGUGUUCUGACGAACGAAACGUGCUCAAAGUGUGUGUGUGUGUGUUCAUCUCAACAACUUAAGGCGUCAAGGAGUUGGAACGAAACUCGCAACAACAACCUGCUGAGCUGACAAGUGGAGCAAAUCUGCACAACCUUCUAGAAGAACGAACUUGAAGGCGCAAGCUACACGUGUUGGAACAACUUUUUUUGCAAGUUAUAAAUAGUGUCACGUACACUUUGACCUGCAUCUAGCGCAACGUGGACCUGUUAUCAACCUUUUGCUGUAGGGCAGGGCAGGGCGAAAGUCUCCCCACUUUUUUUAGAUCGCUAUCUAAUCGCCCACCGCCUCGCAUCGCCGCCUAGAAUCCUAAUCGUGGAUGAUAGCUAAGGCGGCUGCCGGUCAAGUCCGGUUCGGCACCACCAGCAUCAACGCCCAGAACACCGCCAGAUGACGAAACGAACGAACCGGACCUGGGUCGCCGUAACGUGGUUGGCGAUCCUCCUAGCAGAUGGCGCCAUCACGACGGCGGAGGCGGCCUACCGACUUGGGGUAGGCCGGGCAGACUGCACGGGACCUCCGGUGGAGAUUGGCUUCAUGGGCUACGCCGAGUUCUCCCAGCGCGGUCACGGCAUCCACCUGCGCCAGUUCUCGCGGGCGUUCAUCGCGGAGGACGAGCUGGGCGAACGGGUCGUGUUUGUGAGCGCCGAUGCCGGCAUGAUGGGCCACGCCGUCAAGCGAGACGUGAUCGACCUGCUGCAGCAAAAGUACGGCGACGUGUACCGGAUGGAGAACGUGGUUCUGAGUGGAACCCAUAGCCAUAGCGUUCCGUCGGGGUUUCUGAUGUCGUUUCUGUACGACAUUGCCUCGCUGGGCUUCGUGCCGCAGAACUUCAACGCACUGGUUGAGGGGAUCACGUUGAGCAUUGUCCGGGCGCACGAGAGUAUGAGGGCGGGACGGUUGUACGUGUCGGAGACUGAGGUGCAGGAAGCGAGCAUCAACAGGAGUCCGAGCGCGUACGAGAACAACCCGAAGAAGGAGCGGGCCCAGUACCGGGACUACACGGACAAGAAGUUGGUACAGCUGCGCUUUGUGGACGCAGCGGAUGGUAGGAUUAUGGGAGCGAUCAACUGGUUCGCUGUUCAUCCGACGUCGAUGAACAAAACGAACUGCUACCUGUCGAGUGACAACGUGGGCUACGCCUCGUUGCUGCUGGAGCAGGAGAUGAAUCCGGGAAGUCUUCCAGGGCGGGGGGAGUUUGUGGGGGCGGUCGCCUCUUCCAACUUGGGUGACGUAUCGCCCAACGUGAUGGGACCCAAGUGCGAGAAGACGGGACUGCCGUGCGAUCUGCUGACUUCGUCGUGUCCCAGCGGAGCGGGUCUGUGCAUAGCUUCGGGGCCUGGCCGGGACAUGUUCGACAGUGCCAAGCUGAUCGGUGGGAGGAUCUUUGCGGCGGCUAAGAAAUUGCUGAAAUCACCGGAUGGUCGCGAGUUACGGGGUCACGUAUCGUACGCUCACCAAUUCGUGGACAUGACGCAGGCCGUCGUGCCGUACCACAAUCUAACGACCGACGAAUGGCACGAAGUUCGCGGCUGUUACCCUGCCAUGGGGUACAGCUUCGCGGCAGGAACAACGGACGGACCGGGGGCGUUUGACUUCCGUCAAGCUAUGCUGACCGAUACGACCUUCUGGAAUACGGCGCGAGACUUUAUAGCGGUACCGACGGAGGAUGACAAGGAGUGCCAUGCGCCCAAACCGAUCCUGCUGGCCACCGGUCGUACGACGUUCUCGUACGAGGCGCAGCCGAAGAUAGUUCCAGUGCAGGUUUUGGUCCUCGAAGACCUGGCGAUCGCGGCUGUUCCAGCCGAGUUCACGACCAUGUCCGGCCGACGGCUCAGGAAAGCCAUCGAAGACGCUUCGAUGGAAGCCGGUGGGAAGAAGGUACAGGUGGUGAUCGCUGGACUGUCCAACAUGUACACCAGCUACGUGGCAACUCCGGAAGAGUACGCUAUCCAGCGGUACGAGGGAGCGUCAACGCUGUACGGACCGCACACGCUGACGAUCUACCUGCACCACUUCAGCGCGCUGAUGAAGGCGAUCACUGACGGAGUCAAGGUCGAGGAAGGCCCCUCACCCCCCUUUGAAGACUACAAGCAAAUCACGCUCUCAACGGGGGUCGUGUUCGAUGGGCACCCCUUCCGGAUGUACUUUGGCGAUGUCCAGGAGCAACCGCAGGAGUCCUACCACAAGGGAGAUCUCGUGCGAGCUUCCUUCGUCGCUGGCAACCCGCGGAACAACCUCAUGCACGAGAAGACGUACUUCACGGUGGAGAAGCUGGUCGCACCAGACAGCUGGAAGGUCGUGGCCACGGACGCCAACUGGGAAACGCGGUUCCGCUGGAUCCGGAAGUCGACGCUGUUCGCGUACAGCGACAUCGAGUUCGACUGGCAAACCGACGAACAGACUGAACAGGGAACGUACAGGAUACAGCAUUUCGGUUAUUGGCGGUAUAUUUUAGGCGGAACGUACCCGUACAAUGGUACUACAAGGAAUUUUAGCAUUUUGUAAGCAUUUAUUUUUAAGGAAGCUUAAAAAAAUAUCAAGAGUAUUGUUUGUAUUAUUAAGAAAAUAUCAAAAUACACAACCAGCGCUAGUCAAUCUUUCAAA